AUGGCAAUUCGCCCCUUGGAAACAGACUUCAAGAGCGUAGCCCUAGCUGCGAUCGAAAAGGAUGCCAGGAGCUGGGCUGCAAAGAGCCUCCCUUUUAAGGGGGUGAGACACAAUGUGACAAUACCACUGAUUACGAAUCCCCGAGACGACCCCAUGUCGUGUCGCGAGAGCGUGCAAGAGAAUGCAGCUAUCAGUUCCCAGGUCUCGGCACAAGUUCACGCCGUGUACGAGCAACUGCUCGCCUAUCGAAGCAGAACACCGGAGUCACUGACAAAGAUUCAGCUCCCGAGCAUUGAUUUGGAAAGCGACUUCCUCCUACAGCUCACAAUAGCAGCACAAUCGUUCGACAUUUACCCCGACUUCUGCAAACAUCGCAUCUGGCAUUCGCAUCGUCUGUGGUUGUCUGACACUGGCCUGCUUCCGAACUUGCCGUUUGUCAAGAAGCUUGGCAUAUCUUCGGGCGGCACGACUCCAGACCAUGAACGUGUUCGCCCGCUGUCUCUCCGUCUGCCUUUUCAAUGCUUUGUCCGCCUCCCCUCGAUCAGAGAGCUCGACUUACCGUGGAUGUGGGAACGGCUCCCCAUUGCAUACUCGCGUCGGGCCUUUCGCGAGUAUACAAGAUGCUGGGAAGGACCAUGGCGAGAUCAGCGUCACGACUUCGCCGCCGUGCUGAUGCGUCCCGAGGAGGAGCUCGGUAAUUCUAUCCCCGCAAGCUUGGAGAAAGCCCGCAUGCACUUCUGGGAACCUCUCAGCGUCCUAAAAGAAGACCAGGCAGCACAAAGGCCAAAUCUGAUUCAUCCAGCGCCAAAGGACCCUGUCUCUGUAUCGCUCUGCGAGCUGGCCGUCCAGCUAGAAGAAUUCGACCUACGUGCGCUCCUCACUCCGGACCUGUUUCCUGUCGCUGGAACGCAGCAGUGGUCCAAUAUGCGCCGGCUCCGUAUCGAGUUCCACCCUCUGCGUCCGGAUGGGCUUUGGUAUUUCAUUGGACCCCGCGGUGAGGAUCCGCACUCGGAAGGAGGUUUCAUCAUCUCUGAUGCGGAUCACUACCCUCCACUGGCAGACAGGCCAGAAGACAAGCUGCUCGAUCAAGCGUAUGCGCAGAACCCGGAUGAAGACGUCGAGGUCGAUUACCUUCCCGACCAUUUCCGGACGGCACCUUGCCGCGAGAGAAUUGAGCCACUUCUCUCCGCAUUUGCUACAGCUCUGGAAAAUACAGACAAGCUGGAAGACGCUUACUUGUUUGCGUUUUUGUCGUGGCGCCCUUCCGAGAGUCGACAAGAACAAUACGAGGACGAGUUGCCCUAUCAACCAAGAAAGAAUACUCACCGGUGGGGAGUUCGUUACCUUGCUGCCUCAGGCUCCGAGGGGGGUUCAGGGCCUACAGUCGAGUGGCAAGUUGGCAGUUGGAAGCCCAGUCAGGCUGUCAUGCAGCUCUUCGAGGAUCUCGGUCACCAAGAGUGGCUCGAUUUCGAGUACUACCCUGGCAGGCCUACUUACUUGGACACCUAAAUUCGAUAAACCGCAUCGCUCCCAAAAUCCGGACGCCGACAAACACAACACCAACACUACGCUAGAACAGUCCGAGUAUAGCGACUGUACCACAAGAGGGUAUCGCAUGCGUACACAUCAGCAUGUUUCGAUCAGCGCUUCACCCA
Messenger RNA from Microdochium trichocladiopsis, 1655 nucleotides. RefSeq lists its product as uncharacterized. The record is from RefSeq and is a predicted model, not a curated record. The transcript has a single exon. Bases 1 to 1509 code for a protein of 502 amino acids. NCBI's taxonomy places the organism in Eukaryota, Fungi, Ascomycota, Sordariomycetes, Xylariales, Microdochiaceae.